GCAGGCAAGCAUUUGGUGUGGGGCCUGUUCUUGUGCUUCACUGAUCCCUUUAAUGGCGCAUUCAUCGUGUGCCUCAGCCUCUCAUCUUCUUCUUGAGCUUGCAGGCGCCGCUUAUUCUCUUUCUCCUCUCGCUGUGCUCCAUAUCUGCUCACUCUGAAUCGAGUUCUUCAGAGGAAAGAAGUAGGCGCCGCAAAAUGGAGAAAGCGCUCAUGAAAGUCGCGAGCUUUUCCAUUGCGAAGAAAGCUAAAGCGGAGAUCUCCUCCAUCGGCGACGAUCUCUCUCGUUUUUCAAGCACGGUGGAGGACAAGGCUAAGUGGCUCUUUGAGAAGCUGAAAGGGAAACCACCAAAAUCUCUACCAGAUCUCCUUCGUGAGUAUGGCCUCCCACAGGGCCUCUUUCCAAGGAACAUCAUAUGCUAUGAGUUUGAUGAAUCGACAUUAAAGUUGACUGUUCACCUUCCUUCCGCCUGUGAGAUCAGCUUCAAAGAUUCCUCGGUGCUACGAUAUGCCAAGCGCAUCAAGUGUACAUUGUUGAGAGGGAAGUUGUCUGGAAUUGAAGGCAUGAAGACGAAGGUGCUGGUUUGGGUCAAAGUUACCCAAGUGAGUGUGGAAAGCUACAAGUCAGACAAAAUCUGCUUCAUGGCUGGCAUGAAGAAACUGAGACCGAAGGAUGCGUACGAGAUGCCCCGUGAUUCUAUCAAGGUCGAUGAGUUUUGAGGUUGGUACCGAAUCAUGUUGCCUUUCAUGAUUCUUUCAGUUGGAAAUCAUGUUUGGAAUUGCAAAAGCUGCAAGAUCUACAUAAUUGUUUUAGCUUGGUUAAACCUUAGGUGAAUUAUGUUCUGGGUUUUUUUUGCUAAUUUAAAGCAAAUGCUGCAUCAGAAAAUGGUUCAUUUUCA
Zingiber officinale is the source of this 895-nucleotide messenger RNA. RefSeq lists its product as uncharacterized. The coding region runs from base 195 to 716 and encodes 173 amino acids. The record is from RefSeq and is a predicted model, not a curated record. The transcript is spliced from 3 exons. NCBI's taxonomy places the organism in Eukaryota, Viridiplantae, Streptophyta, Magnoliopsida, Zingiberales, Zingiberaceae.